Molecule: messenger RNA, 6227 nt
Organism: Marmota monax (woodchuck)
Lineage: Eukaryota; Metazoa; Chordata; Mammalia; Rodentia; Sciuridae
Product: protocadherin gamma-A7-like
Exons: 1
Coding region: 578-3037 (819 amino acids)
Biological process (GO): homophilic cell-cell adhesion
Cellular component (GO): plasma membrane
Molecular function (GO): calcium ion binding
Source: RefSeq, a predicted model, not a curated record
GAAUAUGCACACAUAUAUACACAUAUAUCAAACGUUUACUUUUUUAGCUGCAAUGACUGAUUUUUCUCUACGUUCCAUAAAGUGUGAGUGCCUAAAAAGUAACUUCAAAGUUGCAACACAAAAGAGUCAAAAAAUUAUAUGAGAUUAAUAAAUACCCAUCCAUAAACAUUAUUGCAUUAAUCAGUGUCUUAAAAUGAAUUUUUAAAGUAUAUCAGAGAUAUUAGGAUUGAAGAAACAAUAGGGAUAUUUUUGAGGGGUGAAACUAUUUUCUGUAAAACCAGUUUAUUUUGCUUCAAUAUGAUGCAAUAACUUAGUAAGGACUCUGAGCGCCGCUGUUCACCAACCAGGGGAAAAAUGGUGUGAUGAAAUCCGACAGGAACCACCGAGUUUACAGCACAUACAAAAAAAAUCCGGCAGUUUCAGACAAGCCCUCUUUCAAGCUGCGCCAUAGUCAAGCCUCUGUACAGCUGAGUUCUGGGUCUCCCUUCCGAAUACAGAGGAGUCCACUCAGAAACAUCUGCAUUCAGCAGGACAUCCCGACUCUGCUCAGGGUCUAAGCAAGAUCAGCAGGACAACAAUGGCGGCUCGGCAGAGGGGCGAGAACUACAAAGGAUUCGUCCUCCUUUCCAUACUCCUGGGGACAUGGUGGGAAGCCUGGGCAGGACAAAUUCUCUACUCCGUGACAGAAGAGACAGAUGAAGGGUCUUUUGUGGGUCAUAUAGCAAAGGACCUGGGUCUGGAACCCCAGGAGCUGGCGGGGCGCGGAGUCCGCAUCGUCUCCAAAGGUAGGAGGCAGCUUUUCUCUUUGAACCCGCGAAGUGGCAGCUUGGUCACCGCAGGCAGGAUAGACCGGGAGGAGCUCUGCGCCCAGAGCGCGCGGUGUCUGGUGAGUUUUAACAUCCUUGUUGAGGAUGAAAUGAAACUUUACCCUAUAGAAGUGGAAAUAUUUGAUGUUAAUGACAAUGCUCCUAGAUUCUUGAUGGAAGAAAUAAACGUAAAAAUAAUGGAGAAUACAGUUCCUGGGAUGCGGUUUCCGCUAAAUGAGGCUGGAGAUCCAGAUGUGGGCACGAACUCCCUCCAGAAAUACCAGCUCAGCCCCAAUCGCCACUUCUCCCUGGUUGUGCAAAAUGGAGACGAUGGAAAUAAAUACCCAGAAUUGGUGCUGGAGCAGGUGCUGGACAGAGAGGAAGAAAUGACUCACCACCUGGUCCUCACAGCCUAUGAUGGUGGAGACCCACCCUUAUCUGGCAUCCUGAAUAUCCAAGUGACAGUAGUGGAUGUGAAUGAUCACACACCAGUCUUCUCUCUACCCCAGUACCAAGUGGCUGUACCUGAGAAUGUACCAGUGGGCACAAGACUUCUCACAGUAAAUGCAAUCGACCCAGAUGAGGGAGUCAACGGGGAAGUGACAUAUUCUUUUCGAAAAAUAACUCCAAAACUUCUACAAAUAUUCCAUCUGAACUCCCUUACAGGAGAAUUAUCAACUUUAGAAAGCCUGGAUUAUGAAGAAUCUAGCUUCUAUGAAAUUGAAGUUCAGGCUCAGGAUGGUCCUGGUAGUCUGACAAAAGCUAAAGUAUUAAUCACAAUUUUAGAUGUAAAUGACAAUGCUCCCGAAGUGACUUUCAUGUCCAUAAGCAACUCAAUCCCUGAGGACACACCUCCUGGGACAGUAAUUGCUCUUUUCUACCUCCAAGACAGAGAUUCUGGAAAGAAUGGAGAGGUGACUUGCACUCUUCCAGAAAAUCUGCCUUUUAAGUUAGAAAUAUCAAUUGAUAAUUAUUAUAGAUUGGUCACAGCAGAAAACCUGGACCGGGAAAAACUCUCUUUGUACAACAUCACACUGAAAGCCAUAGAUGGUGGGACUCCUCCUCUGUCCACAGAAACACACAUCUCCAUACAUGUGGCAGACACCAAUGACAACCCACCUACAUUCUCUCACUCCUCUUACUCCAUCUACAUCCCUGAGAAUAACCCCAGAGGUGCCUCCAUCUUCUCAGUGACUGCACAUGACCCUGAUAGCGACAAGAAUGCCCAGAUCACUUAUUCCUUGGAUGAGGACGCCACCCAGGAGACAUCAGUGUCCUCCUACAUCUCCAUCAACUCUGACACUGGUGUCCUGUAUGCACUUCAAUCCUUUGACUAUGAGCAGUUUCGCAACCUACAACUGAGAGUGACUGCACAUGACAGUGGGGACCCACCUCUCAGCAGCAAGGUUUCAUUGAACCUGUUUGUCCUGGACCAGAAUGACAAUGUGCCGGAGAUUCUGUAUCCCACUCUCCCCACAGAUUGGUCCACUGGGGUGGAGUUGGCUCCCCGCUCUGCAGAGCCUGGUUAUCUAGUGACCAAGUUGGUGGCAGUGGACAAAGAUUCAGGCCAGAAUGCUUGGCUGUCCUACCGCCUGCUCAAGGCCAGUGAUCCAGGGCUUUUCUCUGUGGGGCUGCAUACUGGUGAGGUACGCACAGCACGUGCCCUUCUGGACAGAGACACACUCAGACAGAGCCUGGUUGUGGCUGUCCAGGACCAUGGCCAACCACCUCUCUCAGCCACUGUCACAUUCACUGUGGCUGUGGCUGACAGCAUACCAGAUGUCCUGUCCGAAUUUGGCAGCAAUGGGAUGCUUAUGGACCCUAGUGAUUCAGAUCUUACACUCUACUUGGUGGUGGCAGUGGCCACUGUCUCCUGUGUUUUCCUUGUCUUUGUUAUUGUGCUGCUUUUACUCAGACUGCAGCGCUGGCACAAGUCACGCUUGCUCCAGGGCACAGGUGGUGGGUUGGAGGAUUUGCCUGCCUCACACUUCGUGGGCAUGGAUGGGGUGCGCACUUUCCUGCAGACCUAUUCCCAUGAGAUCUCCCUCACAUCAGAUUCUCGGAAGAGCCACAUUAUCUUUCCCCAGCCCAAUUACGUGGACACACUCAUCAGCCAGGAAAGCUGUGAGAAAAAUGAUUCUUUGUUAACAUCCAUAGAUUUUCAUGAAUGUCAGAGUGAAGUACCAAGGAAUCAGGUGAGUUCAGUUCUUCCUUUAUCUUUAUUUCCAUGACCAUUAUGUUUUCCAAGAAAUGUUCCUAUUAUUUGUAAAACAAGUAUUUUGAAGAUAAGGGUUAAGAAAGCUUGAAGGAGGUAAAAAGUUUACUGGUUUAUUUAAUUGUUGAUAAUUUAAUAUAGAACACAAAGGUUAUGGUACCUAAUUUGAAAGGUAGUGAAAGCCUUUUGUACAAGAUUAUUAAUAAGUAAGCUGUUGUAUUUUUACCUUUCACUUAUUUUCCACUUGGUUUUCUUGCAAGCAUAUUUAAUUUUUUUCAGUGCUGAGAAUUAAACUUGCCUCGCUCAUGUUAGGCAAGUGCUGCACUACUGAGUUACAUCCCCAGCCCCACCACUUGUUUUUCUUUUUUCUUUUCUUGUUUCUUUAGCAAUACAAAUUUGUUUAUUGGUUCUUUGUAGUUAUACCUGAAAGCAGAUCCAUUUUUAUAUGAUUAUGCAAGCAUGGAAUAUAUUGUAUUCUAGUUAGAAUCCAAUUUGUAUGGAUGUCCAUGAUGGUGGGAUCCACUGUGUUGUUUUCAUGUAUGUACAUGGGAAAAUAAUGUCAGACUCAUUCUACUGUAUUUCCUUUUCCUAUCCCCUUCCAUGCCUUCUGUCUCCCACUGUGUAAUCUACUGAACUUCUGUUCAUCCCCUCACUCCUGUAUUGUUGUGGGUUAGCUUCUACAUAUCAGAGAAAACAUUCAACCUUUGGGUUUUUUUGGAGAUUGGCUUAUUUUACUUAGCAUUAUAGUUUCCAGAUCCAUUGAUUUUCUGGCAAAUGUCAUAAAUCAUCUUUCUUUAUGGUUGAAUAAUAAUUCAUUGUGCAUACAUACCACAAUUUAUUCAUUCAUCUGUUGAAGGGCACCUAGGUUGAUUCCAUAGCUUAGCUAUUAUGAAUUGAGUCGCUAUAAACAUUGAUGUGAUUACAUCACUGUAGUAUGCUGAUUUUAAAUCCUUUGAAUAUAUAUAUAUACAGGAGUGGGAUAACUGGGUCAAAUGGUGGUUCCAUUCCAUGUUUUCUGAGGAAUCUCUAUACUGUUUUCCAGAGUGGUUGCACCAAUAUGCAGUACCACCAGCUUCUUAACUCAUGUGUUUUAUAAAAGAGAAUGAAUUAUUGAGUCUUUCUCUGUGUGCUAGGUUAGGAAGAGCAAAACAUACUUCAGCUGCCUUCUCAGGAUUCUCUUUAUGAUUUGAGUCUCUAAAAGGUUAUUAAGGAUUUUCCAGUCUGGAACUUUUUUCUGUGUUCUUCUUCCACUUCCAUGUACCUUAGCUUGGUGGCCUUAAAAAUUGUGAUGGCUUUCUUAUCUAUUUUAAAGUAUCUAAGAAAGCUAGGAUGCUACUAGAAAGUGAGAUUGACACUUAAAGAAUAAAAUGUGUCAACUUUCAUUAACAUCUGUAUAAAAGACACAGUGUCUAAUGCCAUACUAAAGGUCAUUGGACAAAACCAAUAAAAUGUCAAACAAAAUAUUUCAAUUUGUAACUGGCAUUUAUGAAAUGGCACUUGCAUGCUUUAACAUAGAAUUCCAAGGUACCAUUUUAGUGGUAUAUCCAUGUGGAGAAUUCUGAAGGCUCCACAAGUGGGAGAUUGGAGAAGCUGGCUCUACAAAACAACCAUCUCUUGCACUCAAACUCUAGAAUAGUAGUCAUUUUUAUUUAUUGGGUAUGCUGAAAAUUUCAACUAGAAACAACCCAAUCUGGGACUACUUCGAUAUUCUUUUGUAUAGCGUUUUCAUGAAGUUUAAUACUUCAGAUGAUGAUCAUCUGUAAGAAGUGGAUAAUAAGAUAAUCUCAAUUCCUGGGAUCUUUCCAGUGUUAAUUUAAAGGAUAUUUUUCCAGUGUUGUAUUUGGUAGCAUUUUCCAUAUAAGAAAUAGUGCAAUGGCAUGAGAGAUAUUUCACUCAUUCUGCAGGGUUCAGAUGUGCAAUCACUUUACAAAAGAACACUACUGAUACUGUGUGAGAAAAUGUCAUCUGGCAGAAAUAUGAUUAUCAUGCCAGAUAAAGAAAAUUUCCUGAUCAAAAUUAGAUAGAUGUUUAAAAUUAUUUUUACAUAAAGGGGAGAAAUUAUCACUAAAUUCACAGAGCCAUUGCAAGCAAACUUUCCAAGGAUCUAGAAAUUCUGAGAUCAUCAUCAGGUAUAAAAUAAGUUCAGGGUGGAGACCAGUGUUAGAGUACAAAAGACCUCAGUAAUUUCAUGUUGCAAGGCAAAAUAUUAUUUCUGAGGUCUGCGGAUGUAUCUUAGUGGUGAGGGCUUGCCUAGCACACAUGAGGCCCUGGGUCAAUUCCUGGUGUCACAAAAAUAUGUAUAUAUUAUUUCUUUGGUGUCUUUGAAUAUUGACAUUAUAUUUUGUGACCUAGAGAAUGAUUGCAUAAUAGGAAAGGAAUAGACUAACAUUCAGACAACCUCAUUUCUUUUCCUGAGAUAGUGGGAAUGAGAAUCAGGUAAUAUUUCUGAAAGGAAAUCACUGAAACUCUUUUAGAUAAAGAGAUGUAUUUGGAGAUAAGUACGAAUUGCAUCUUCUUUAAAACAAAUCUCAGCAUUAUUAAUGUUCUUUGGAGAAAAAAAAACACCAAAUUAACCAUCUUGAAGAAAGUAGAAAAGUGGGUUGAAACCUUAGGAGCAAAAAAGGGGGACAUUAUCCACUAUAUUACAAAUGGCUAAGUGUGUAAAACAACUGUACUCUAUGAUGGCUUAUGCCAAGUUUGUUGCAGUCAUCUUUGUAUCACUAAAUACAUAUUUGAAUAUUGUGGAAUGUAGGAGCCUCAGAAAAAUAUUUAUGUACUAAAUAUACGUGAUUUUCCUAAAAGCCUGAAAAGAUGAGAUAAAGCGUGUCUGAAAUUAUGGUUUAAAACAUUAUUAAAUAUAUACACGAACCUACAUAGUUUCAGUUGGACACAAUGGUCCUACACAAUGGUUAAACUGAAACAGUACAGGCUGCAGUUUCGUCCUGUGGACUCUGGGCGCCGCUGUUGUCCAAAGAGGAGCUUGGAGCUCACCAUCUCCUCGCGCAACCGCAGCGCGCUUUCCAGAGCAACUCUGUGUGACUCUUCAAUGCCAGCCAUUACACCGCUACUUCCCACGGAAAAAGAAGAGUAUUUUUUUCUGGACUGGAUCUGGAACUAAGUCCUUUCGGAGCUCCGAAUAUCUGCAAUACGGAGGUCAUUCGUACUCCAGAGUCUCCUGACUGGUGAGCAAGCAGAGGGGAGCAAGA